AUGGCUCAAACCAUGCCAAUCCUUGCCUCCUCUGUGCUUCUUCCCAACUUCCGGUGCCGGAGAACAGGACUGGUGCAUCGCUGCAAGCGAUAUACGAUAACGGCUUCUGCGGCGAGAAGAGAUGAUUACGGUGGUGGGAGUAGGACAGGGAAGCUUGUGGACGAGAACAUGAUAGUGCUGAGGAAACGGAUUCAGGAGAUGAGGAAUGAAGAUGAUCAGGCUCCUCCUGGGGAUUGGAUGGAAUGGGAGAAGAGGUAUUACAGUUAUUACCACUCCGACGUAUGUGAAGCCAUGGGUUUGCUUCAAACACAACUCAUGAAUACCAGGCCAAGCUUGGCUUUGGGGAUGGUGGCUCUUCUCAUGGUUUGCGUUCCCACGUCGACGUUCAUGGUCGCCUUGCAUUUGAUGAAGAUGGCCAACUGGAUCUUAUCUACAGGAAUUCACCUCUCUAAUUUGUCUUAG
This is a messenger RNA of Macadamia integrifolia, 462 nucleotides long. RefSeq lists its product as uncharacterized. Bases 1 to 462 code for a protein of 153 amino acids. The transcript has a single exon. Lineage: Eukaryota; Viridiplantae; Streptophyta; Magnoliopsida; Proteales; Proteaceae. The record is from RefSeq and is a predicted model, not a curated record.